Physcomitrium patens is the source of this 2565-nucleotide messenger RNA. Lineage: Eukaryota; Viridiplantae; Streptophyta; Bryopsida; Funariales; Funariaceae. The record is from RefSeq and is a predicted model, not a curated record.
UGAUGUUCCCUGCGACACGACGGCGAGGACUGCGAGAGAAAAUGGGGGCGAAGCAGUUCUGAGAUCUCGUUGCCACGGCGUCGGAACUUCUCGUUAUGUAGCCUUCCAUCACUCUCUCGCUUUCCUUACGAUUGCAACGAUACCUCACUCGCCUUCUCCCAUUCCGAUAUCUGUUUCUUACUUCACCAUAAACCAUCCGCCAUUGUCCUCCCACUCGCUACUGUACCCUUCGCGCCUACAAGUUGUUUAUCUGCUACCUUUGGGGUCCUGAGAUUUCCAUUUCCUCCCACAAGUUUUUGUUAUUCUCUUUGUUCCGUAACAAUAAGUAAACGGAAUGCGGCCGCUGGGUUCAUAAUUCCUGUUUAACACGUUAAUAGGAGAAGAUGGGAUACGCCAAUGAGCGUGAGAGUGUCUUAAGGUUAUAAUUUCCGACAAGUAUCGGUGCGUAUAUAUUUUAGGCUUUUUGCAGUGCGGAUUUAAAAUUUAUCCGCGUUUUCCAAGCAGGCAGUUGGGUGCAGAAUUUGGGUGAAGUUGCAUCUUGGGUCAUGCAUCUGGUUUUAUUUUAUUUUAUUACACACGGGAUAGAAUUUUGAUUUGAGGAUCAAGGUCGUGGAUAUUUGGACAACUCCCUAAGGUGUUGCUUGCAGGGUCUGUUUGGGCAUAAAAAACUUUCUUCCUUGGCCGAGAAUCCUGUCAGGUUAUCUUACUGUGAGUUUUCUCACAAGCAUUGCAUCUUGUCAGUCGAGGCCAAUUUCGGCGGAAAUUCCUGCGGACAGAAAAUUAUCGAACUCCCUCAUUGGUGUUAUUUGGCGUGCGAGGGGGAAGCAAAAUUUAGGCUGUAACAGGAGAGCGAGGCUCACGUACCGAUGGGUAGCAACCAAUCUCUCUCUCCACUUUGAAUGUCCAUGUACAGAGUCCGACAGCACUCCUUCCACUCGGUUGGGGGGGUGAAGAAUAUACCACUACGACGGGCUAGAAACAGAACGACCACUCUAGAUUUGGAAUUAAGCUCUACAGAAUGGGCGUGGCGGGGUAAACCAGGAAGCUGGAGACAAUAGUGUUUCCUCAGAGGGGAGCGUAAUGAAGGGUAACGCUCCCUCAACAUGGGGGAUGCAGGCAAUCUCUUUUGCUGUUUGGAUUCUAAUUUGUUUGAAGGUGGCAUACGAGUCUUUGACACUUAUGAAUGUGACGACUCUCGACAAAUUCCUAUACGAAGUGUAUCUAUAUUACAAUCCAGUUUUUUUAAUGUCUGCCAUGGUGUGGUUAUGGGGAGUUGAUGUAUGGGUAUUUUUGACCGCGCGCUUCCCUUAUGCUAGAGUGUUUGAACUAGAUCCUAAUCACAUCACACACCAUGAAAUCUGGAAGAUAGCAACAUGGAUGACUGUGGCUGUGAUUACAAGCAUGACUGCAUAUCUAUAUCUUUAUUCACACGGCAUGGUCUCGAUGGCAGCCUCACAACCAGUCUUGCUCUAUGUGACGGUGCCAUUGGUUUUGGGACUGCCUCUGGAUAUGUUCUACAUGAAUACUAGAUUCUUCUUCCUGAAGACUCUAGUCCGCCUUACGUUCCCUGUUCAGCCAAUAACAUUUGCCGACUUCUUUGUGGCGGACGUACUGACAUCUAUGGCCAAAGUUUUGUCCGAUGUGGAACGCUCAGUUUGCAGGAUGUAUCACCGGCAGGUUGCGACUGUCGCAUGGUUAACCGCAAAAGAUACUUGCGGAGGUCACUCAAUGUACAUACCUAUCGUUCUGGCUUAUCCUUACUUGAGCAGGUUGUUACAGUGCUUAAGACAAUAUCAUGACACAAAAGACAAGACUUGUCUUUUCAAUGCAUUGAAGUACACAACAACAUUUCCGGUUAUCUUCCUGUCAGCUCUCAAGUACCACGUGGAGUUGCAAUUCUGGUUCAGUACCUUGUGUCCACUGUGGGUGCUGUGUGCAAUCCUCAACUCCGGCUACUCAUUUUGGUGGGAUGUUACCAAGGACUGGGAUCUUGGGUGGAUGAAGGGUCCGUGGAAGCCUGUUAAACAGUCUCUUCGACCUACUUUAAUGUUUAAUCGACCUUGGGUGUAUUACUGGGCAAUAGGAAGCAACAUGGUGUUGCGAGCGGCUUGGACGUACAAGUUAUCAGCUCAUCUACGUCACAACUUUAAAACUGUCUUCCUUUUCUCCUUCUUGGAGAUGUUGCGUCGGUUUCAGUGGAUAUUUUUUCGAGUAGAAGUCGCUGCCCUCAGGUUGUCGAGUAAUACUUCUAGUUCUUCUAGUUCUCUUUCUCGGGUUACGUCAAUUCCCUUGAAGGACAUCGUAUCCGAGACAGAACACUUGCUUUCGGGAUCAAAUCACAACGUUUAGUUGGGCUCUGUUAUCAGUUUCCCUCUGUAGGACCUAGAUUCAUUCUUUGCUGGAAGUCCAGUUUUACUCUAGGAGCAGUAGUCAACUUUCAUCAGUCAUUGAAUCCUUGUUACGAGGUGCACCAUUGCUUGCAAAUCGAUUUCUUUUCAUGUUUGGUGCAUUUAAACACCAGCAACCUCUUUGAUCAUACUACACUGUACUUUUUAAUCAUUUAAA